CACCACCACCGCCGUCCUUCACCCGCUUCUGCUGUGCAUUGCUGUUGCUGGGACAUCGAUCCCGUUCUUCUUUCAGUUUGGCCCGUCUCUCUUUUUCCAUCCGCCGCUCCGUCGACCUGUACAGCCAGCUUCGUGGCUCGACGACGAUGCAGCCUCUACGGGUACUGGAUUCUGCCAGUAUCGUCUGACUCGACACCCGACCCCGCCACCGCCGCCGCCGCCGCCGCCUUCAUCGACGCGAAUCCCCCUCCCAAACACCCUCCUCCCGCCGCCAUGGCCGCCCUCGGCAACCUGCUUGAGGGUCGAGGCUUUCUCGACAUUUUUAAAGGUGGCAAGGACCCGCGUGUCGGGUCCGGCAGAGAAGACUCGUCCGGCGGCGGGACGCUCAGCACGUCGGCCAACAACAAGACGUCGUCGCUGGGCAAGCUAGGCGCCACAUUCAUUCCCAUUGCCAUCUAUGUCGCCGUGUGUAUCAUCGUCUUCGUCACGCUACGGCGCAAAUGCAUUCGCGUGUACGCGCCUCGGACCAUAGCUGCCCUACGAGCGCCAGAGCUACCAAGCAAGGCGCUCCCGUCAGGAUGGUUCAACUGGGUCGUGCCGUUCUUCAAGGUCUCGGACACCGUGGUCCUCAAUAACGGCUCGCUGGAUGCCUUCUUCUUCCUGCGCUUCCUCAAAGUGCUGAGGAACAUUUGCGUGGGAGGCUGCCUCAUCCUUUGGCCAGUUCUUUUCCCCAUCCACGCGACCGGUGGCGGCGGGCUCACGGAGCUCGACUUGUUGACCAUUGGCAAUGUCAAGGACUCGGGUCGGCUCUAUGCCCACGCGUUCAUGGCAUGGACUUUCUUCGGGUUUGUCCUCUACAUGAUUGUGCGCGAGUGCAUAUACUACAUCAACAUCCGCCAGGCAUACCUGUCGUCCCCGUACUACGCCGAUCGCAUCUCGUCGCGCACGAUUCUCUUGCAGUGCGUGCCGCAGUCCUAUCUCAACGAACGACGUCUUCGGAAGCUGUAUGGCGACCAGGUGAAGCGCGUCACCAUCCCACGGACGACCAAGGCCCUGGCCAACAUGGUCAAGGAGCGCGAGCAGACCGCCAUGCGCCUAGAAAAGGCCGAGGUGGAACUCAUUCGAAAAGCCAACGCGGCGAGGGUGAAGUGGGCGAGGAAGACGGCCAAGAAGGAGGCAAAGGAGGCGAAGCGGGCGAAGAAGAUGCUGGCAUCGUCAGAGACGCACGAGAUGAAGCAGCACGGCGCAAGCCCGCCGCAAAUACCCCACUCGGACUCCAUCACGUCGCAACAGGACCUUGUCACGGUGGGCACGAACUCGAUGAGCGACGACAGCCAGGUUGUGGACCGGGGAGGCUGCAUCGUGGUUGAGCUUCCCGGUGUGGCCGCGAUGGAGGCAGACGAGAAGGACGCCGAGGCCGAUGAGGCAGUCCACGUGGUGAGAACCGACACGGGCGAGACGAAAAAGGAUGACGACGACGACGAAUACACGCAUCCGUACGGGCUCGACCCGAAGCUUGCCGACGUCAGGGGCUCCGUCGCGGCGCAGUACCUCCCCGUUGAGCAGCGGCCGUAUCACCGCCCCCUGGGCAACUUUUUGCGUCGCGUCGACACCAUCCGGUGGACGCGCAACCGUCUGCGCGAGCUCAACGUGCAAAUCUACAAGAUGCGCAAGCAGGUCCGCCGCGGCGAGGGCGCGACGCUGCCCGCGGCCUUCAUCGAGUUCCGCACCCAGGAGAGCGCGCAGGCGGCGCACCAGGUGCUCGUGCAUCACCGGCCGCUGCAGAUGUCGUCGCGCCUGCUGGGCGUGCGGCCCGACGAGGUCAUCUGGAAGUCGCUGCGCAUGUCCUGGUGGGAGCGCAUCGCGCGGCGCUUCCUGGUGCUGUCCCUCGUCACCCUCGCCGUCAUCUUCUGGUCCAUCCCGUCGGCCGCCAUCGGCCUCAUAUCGCAGAUCGACUUCCUGGCCAAGAACAUCAUCGUGCUGUCAUGGCUGCUCAAGCUGCCGUCCUUCGUCGUCAACUUCCUCCAAGGCUUCGUGCCGGCCAUUGCCCUGUCCCUGUGGAUGGCGGCGGUGCCCAUCUUGCUGCGCUUCUGCGGCAGGGUCGCCGGCAUCCCGACCGUCACCAUGGUCGAGCUGUUCGUCCAGAACGGCUACUUUGCCUUCCAGGUCGUCCAGGUCUUUCUCAUCACGACCCUUACCUCGGCGGCGUCGGCUGCCUUCACCGACAUCCUCCAGAACCCCAUCAAGGCCAAGGACAUCCUGGCCACGAACCUGCCCAUGGCGUCCAACUUUUACCUGUCGUACAUUCUCAUCCAGUGCCUCGCCAGCAGCGGGACUAAUCUGUUGCAUGUGUUCCCCCUGAUACGGCAUUACGGGCUGGACAAGAUGAGCAGCCUGCCACGCACGCGAUACAGGGCGUGGCGCCGGUUGCGGCCGGCGCAAUGGGGCGGCGUGUUUCCCGUCUUUGCCAACAUGGGCGUGAUUGCCAUGAGCUACGCCUGCAUCGCGCCUCUCAUUCUCGUCUUCGCCGCCGGUGGCAUGGCGGCCAUGCGCAUCGUCUGGCGAUACAACCUCCUCUACGUCUACGAUUCCGACUUUGACAGCAAGGGUCUCUUCUAUCCCCGUGCGCUCCUGCAUCUCAUCAUUGGCCUCUACCUAGCCGAGAUCUGCCUGAUCGGUCUGUUCGCGCUGCACCUGUCGUUCGGCCCACUGGCCAUGAUGGUCAUGUUCUUCCUCUUCACGGGACUGGUGCACCUGUCCCUAGGCGAUGCCAUCGCCCCGCUGUUGCAAAAUCUCCCACAGACGCUGGCGAUGGAGCCCGACGUACAGCGCGAGGAGCGUGAGGCGGAAGAGCGGGCGCGAGAGCUGGCGAGGGCGCGCGCCGCCGAGGAAGGGGACGGGGCCACGGGGGCGAACACCGACUACUAUGAUGCCACGCAGACGUUUGGCGAGGAGGAGGAGAUGGACGGGCGCGGCGACGGUGACAACGACGACUUCAUGGAUGAGGACGAUGAGGGGAUCGACACAGAAGACGAGGAAGACGAGCACAUCGUGACGGGCGAGCGGGCGCUCGAAGGCGCGGGGAGCAUCAAGGCCACCCUCACCGAGUGGCUCAAGCACGUCACCAAGUCCAAAAUGCAGUCCGAGGCAUCGCGCUCCGGCAUCCCCGACGCCUUCGACAAGGUGGCGCUGUGGACGGGCGCGAAGCGGGAUCCGGAAAAGCCCCCCGGCCUCGUCGCGCGGUGGCUGCAUCCCGAAGAGUAUGAGGACUUUGUCGCGCUGCGCGAGGCCCUGAUCGAGCCGGAAGAAAAGGACCGGCCCAAGAUCGAAUACCCGCCGGGCCCGCGGAAGCGCUUCUGCGAGUUCACGCCGCCCGAGGUAUGGGCGCCCCGGCCGACGCUCUGGAUCCCCCGGGACGAGGCCAGGGUCAGUCGGCAGGAGGUGGCACACACGAGGAAAUACACGCCCAUUGCAGACACGGCGGCCAUCAUGGACGACAAGGGCAGGAUCACAGUCUUCUUUGACGAGGCGCCACUCCAUGAGCCGAGACUGAUGCUGUGAACAUGAGGCAAAGCCCGGACACCAGACUGGGGUUCUGCUCUGAAUUCAUAUGUACAAGUAGAUAUUAAUUCGGAUCAUGAUAAUCGUAAUGGCAUGGCAUCAGCGCCCUCCCCAC
Purpureocillium takamizusanense is the source of this 3676-nucleotide messenger RNA. RefSeq lists its product as uncharacterized. The coding region runs from base 274 to 3561 and encodes 1095 amino acids. Lineage: Eukaryota; Fungi; Ascomycota; Sordariomycetes; Hypocreales; Ophiocordycipitaceae. The record is from RefSeq and is a predicted model, not a curated record. Gene Ontology annotation, cellular component: plasma membrane. Gene Ontology annotation, molecular function: calcium-activated cation channel activity. The transcript is spliced from 5 exons.